AUGGCUCUUCAAGUCAACACCAGCUUUUUGCUAAACGCAUCCAACAAUAGCGACAAYAUCAGAGACGAUUUGUGUUCGAGCCCUUUGGAAAAAGAAGGCGUUAAAGUGUUUCUGCUAUUUUUCUACAUUAUGGUGAUGCUCUUAGCAAUCCUCGGUAAUACUUCGAUUAUCUAUAUCGUGUACUCCAACAGGACCAUGAGAACCUCUACAAACAUCUUCAUCGCCAACAUGGCCGUCUGUGAUCUUGGGAUACCGUAUGUACUAAUUCCUAAGAAAAUAGCCAGGCUGUUUGUUGGAAGAUAUAUUUGGAUGGUACCUGGAGAAUUUGGAAUUGCAGUUUGUAAACUGGUACCUUUUGUUCACGAUGUUUUCGUCGACUGUUCUACAUACAGUCUUCUUCUCAUCACAUUUGAUCGGUUCUGUGCUGUGUUGCUACCACAUAAGCGUCACUUGUUGUCCAACAAGGUUGUCGUCAUCCUGAUCACCAGUGCUUGGCUUGCCUCUAUUAGUAUCAACGCUGUGCUUCUAAGAAUCUACAACGUUUCCUACAAGGACGGAAGGAGAUUUUGUUUCGCUUCUUGGUACAGUGACACCGCUUCUGACGUUUACUUUAAAACUUUAAUGUGCACCAACAUCAUCGCUCCCAUUCUACUCAUAACAUCYGCUUAUUCCGCUAUUUUCCAUAAACUCAAAAGACAAGUUCAAGUUCUGGGAAACUCAAUAUCGGACCAGCUGAAACUCAAAGAAUCUCUACUUCAAAAGAAAAUAGUUAAAAUGACAUUUGCAAUCGUCUGCACAUUUGGCAUCUGUUGGCUCCCCAUUAUAUUUACGGUUUUAUUCCAGCCAUUUGUUAAGUUGAAUGCCAAUUCUACGAGGUAUUCUUGUUGGGUUUACAGAUAUAGCGAGUUUUCUUUGCACAUGAAGGUACUCCCGUCCAUUACCAACCCAAGCUUGUGCUUCGUCUUCAGUAAGAAAUAUCGUGAUGAAUUUCGUCGAAUUUUUCGAGGCAGAUUCAGUUGCGCAAGUAAUGAAGUCGGAAACCUGGAAGACGAAGUGAACGCCAAUGCACAGCGCUAG
Molecule: messenger RNA, 1077 nt
Organism: Actinia tenebrosa (Australian red waratah sea anemone)
Lineage: Eukaryota; Metazoa; Cnidaria; Anthozoa; Actiniaria; Actiniidae
Product: QRFP-like peptide receptor
Biological process (GO): G protein-coupled receptor signaling pathway
Cellular component (GO): plasma membrane
Molecular function (GO): G protein-coupled receptor activity
Source: RefSeq, a predicted model, not a curated record